AUGUUCCUAGUACAUUUGCAAGGUAUAUGGUCUGAUAUGUUCGGAGACUUCGACUAUGUGAAUGUUUAUUUGGAUGAAAUUAUGAUCUUUUCUGCAGACCUUGAGUGGCACUGGAAACAUCUAGAUGGUGUUGUCCAGACAGGCAACAAAUCACCUAAUAGUAAAAAGAAAGAGGUGUCACGAUCAUAA
Molecule: messenger RNA, 189 nt
Organism: Naumovozyma castellii
Lineage: Eukaryota; Fungi; Ascomycota; Saccharomycetes; Saccharomycetales; Saccharomycetaceae
Exons: 1
Coding region: 1-189 (62 amino acids)
Source: RefSeq, a predicted model, not a curated record